GGGCGAAACCGAGAAGAGAGAAGAACGGCCGUACCGAAUUAUUUUGUAGCUCAACGAUGGCCGUGGUCUGGCAAUAUUUGAAUUUUCCAACAGCCCCCGAGCACGCUCACUGAUCAGUCUUUUCGGUCAAUGCUGGAAGAUCAACUGCUCGCGGGGUCGAGGAUGCCGCCGGAAUGGGAACGCAACCAGAUAGGAAAGACAUCAAAGGGCGAAAUCACCAAUUCGCCUGCCGCAGCCUGGGCAGAGAAUGGGUUUCUGCAGUCCCGGAGUGGAUCACAUUAUCCACCUCAUACAUCCCCGUGCCAAUUGCAGUCUUAUGGCACUGCUAUUUGUCAAGUGGUUGGUCGGGAUCGGUACCUGGGCCUCUUGCAUCCUACGGACGCAGGAGUCGGGGUCGGCCUUGAGGCAACAGGCUUCCCAACUAGACUUACAUCAUGGACCAUUCAUGGUUCAGGAUUGUAUCCAAGCAAUGGUAAGCUCUGAGGACAUGCUUUCUUUACCAGGAUUUGGGAAACUCUAUCGGGGUCAGUGUGGCUGGUGCCCGGUCUUUCUUCCCCAAGAGCAGGAUUCUAUGCUUGAUCGCCGGAGUCCUUUGCCUCAAAUCGCCAAGACAACCGAGUUGACACUGGUCGAGGAUACUACUCCUUGCAGUAGGAUACGGCGAUGGAUGCUGCCCAACUCACUGUCGAAAACCUUGGGUAGAGGCGAUCACCGCCACCCGCAGCAUCUAGUUCCCCCGAUGUUUCACUGCACAGUCUGCAACAUAUCUAAUGCUGGUCAAUCUGUCAGGGGCCCAUCAGAUUAGCUUAUCGCCGAUCUAUGACUUUCUUUUACGUGCGACGGCCGAUCAGCGCCGCGCAGCUUGGCCAAUAUGCCGAAUUUCAUUCGCUAGUUUAGAACAAGGUACUUAUCGGUGUCUGUCAACGAUUGUAGAAUCCUGCUGUGGCCCCGCAUGCAAUGACAUCUGAUUUUAAUGUUGACUUCGUCAGCUGCAAGUCUUCCAUGUCUCUUGCAGUGCU
Aspergillus ibericus CBS 121593 is the source of this 1019-nucleotide messenger RNA. RefSeq lists its product as uncharacterized. The record is from RefSeq and is a predicted model, not a curated record. NCBI's taxonomy places the organism in Eukaryota, Fungi, Ascomycota, Eurotiomycetes, Eurotiales, Aspergillaceae. Bases 248 to 805 code for a protein of 185 amino acids. The transcript has a single exon.